Molecule: messenger RNA, 720 nt
Organism: Argentina anserina (silverweed cinquefoil)
Lineage: Eukaryota; Viridiplantae; Streptophyta; Magnoliopsida; Rosales; Rosaceae
Exons: 5
Coding region: 193-528 (111 amino acids)
Source: RefSeq, a predicted model, not a curated record
UUAUAAAGCAAACAAGCAUGUCCAAUAUGGUCGGGUUGAUAGACCCUUCAAGCAUACCAGUUGGGGAAGGUAAUGCUGACCACAAAUCAGAGGUGCUAGCAACCCGGUUGCAGCAAGGGUCAGCUGACCAAAUACUUUUGUUAUCACUGGAUCCUGACCAUAAUCAGUGAAGACAAAGAAGUAUGCUACUUCAUGGACCCUCUUCAACGGUAUUUCAUGGACCCUCUCCGACGUAGCAUGUGUGAGGAAGAAUGGAAAUAUGUUGUGAACAAUGGAAUUAGACAAUUUAACAUGGAAACGGGUAGGGGCUUCCGAAAACAACCUCUGUGGAAAGUAUUGAUGGGUCCUAAACAACCCUCAAAUAUGGAGUGUGGGUAUUAUGUGAUGCGAUACAUGAAAGAAAUCAUAGAAGGUCAAGACCUUUCCUUUGCAACGAAGUGGGAUGGGAGGAAGCUAAAUGCCUACACACAGAUAGAACUGGAUGAGGUGAGGUGCGAGUGGACGGACUUGGUCAGUAAUUAUGUGUAGAUGUUUGGUCAUUCGAAUGAGCUGGAAUGAUAUAUCUGCCAAGGAUUAUGGAAUUAUAUAAAUUGAUUCUAUUGUCUGGUAAGUUGAGUAGGAGUUACUUCAACUAAGUUUGAUGUUCCUUUUGUGUGUGGUUAGGAAUACGCCCUUCAUUUUGUUGUAAGUUUGCAGUGACAAUUUAGUGUUCUUAAGUCG